Molecule: messenger RNA, 2270 nt
Organism: Nothobranchius furzeri (turquoise killifish)
Lineage: Eukaryota; Metazoa; Chordata; Actinopteri; Cyprinodontiformes; Nothobranchiidae
Gene: tmem127
Product: transmembrane protein 127
Biological process (GO): negative regulation of cell population proliferation; negative regulation of TOR signaling
Cellular component (GO): membrane
Source: RefSeq, a predicted model, not a curated record
CCCGGUGGAAACAGGAAGUCAAUGCUUUAGAGGAAACCAGCGUAAGCUGUCUUUUGUUUUGUUUUCUGUUUGUUUUUCUGUAACUAAAACAAUAUAUUUUUAUUUAUUGUUGUUGUAAAGAUUGGGUUCUAGGUUGGCGUUUAUAUGUUUUUUUUUUGUAUUCGUUUUAAUCCUGUCAUAAGAAUUUAUUAUAUUUGACGUUUACUGCGAAUUAGCUAAUCGGGCUAACAGUACAGCUAACAGGCCUGAAGGCCAUCUGUCUUUUGUUUCCUCGUCAGCCAGAUCCUGUUUUUUUAUCGAGCAGCUGGUUCUCGUACGGAAGUAUUGUAUAUCUUUCAUCUAACAAGUCGCCUGGACCGCUAUCAUCCUUUAACACUACAAGUAAAAUCAGCUGUACCGACUGACAGCUGUGUCAGGCGGCUAAUCCCAGUUAUAAACCUUAAGGAAAAGGACAGACAAGGGAACCAACACUUCCUACAAAAACAGAGAUUUGGUAAUCAUGUAUGCUCCGCCGGGCUCUACCGUACCUGGUGGCCGGAGAAGAAGAACUGCCACCUCCCUGCCCAAGCAGCCGGAGCGCAGCCUGGUGUCAGCGCUGCCCGGAGCUUUGUCCAUCACAGCGCUGUGUACGGCUCUGGCUGAGCCGGCCUGGGUGCGUGUUCAUGGGGGCGCCUGUCCCAGGCAGGAGCUGGGGGUUGCGGAUGUCUUGGGUUACAUUGAUCCAAAGCUUCUAGAUGAUUACUGUGUGAACCCGCAGACCAUCCUGCUGUUGAGGGUCAUAGCUGCCUUUUGUUUCCUGGGCAUCCUAUGCAGUCUAACUGCUUUUCUGUUAGAUGUGUUUGGACCGAAACACCCUGCCCUAAAGAUCACUCGUAGAUAUGCAUUUGCCCAUAUACUCACAGUGUUGCAGUGUGCCACAGUCAUAGGCUUUUGCUACUGGGCCUCAGAGCUGAUCUUGUCCCUUCAGCAGCAGCACAAGAAGUACCACGGUUCACUUAUAUAUGUCACUUUUGCUAUCAGCUUCUACCUGGUGGCAGGUGCGGGUGGAGCAUCCAUCCUCGCCACAGCUGCAAACCUUCUUCGCCACUACCCCACUGAAGAGGAAGAGCAGGCCUUAGAGCUGCUCUCUGAGAUGGAGGAUAGCAGUGAGAAUUUCCCUGCUGAUUAUGACAUUGCUAAUCAGUUUCAACCACCACCUGCCUACACACCCUAAUCCAACCAGACUUGCCUUUGCAUACACAUUUCUCUCUCAGCUCAGCUUUUUGCUCGAUGUGCAAAACCACACUCUUUAAGCAAACGGAUACUGCUGCAGAUUUUCUUGGCAUUAAACACAGCGUGUGCACAUUAGUGCACAGCUUCCUUGAAUAACAGUGCUUGGGUGCAUGGAAUCUUUCUUUAGUGGUGACAGCAGUUUAGGAGAUAUUUCUUACUUUCCCCACUGAAGUGGUUAGUGAUUUGCAUGUAAAUGGCUUUUAGGAUCUGGUCCUUACAUGUAAAGAUAAAUUAACUGCAGAGAGUAUUAAACUGCUCAUAAGAAGAAAUUGGGGGGUAGCCACAGCCUGAUCAGUGCUUUUGUUGAAACAAACUUUCAGCACGUUGUCAGUGGUUGCAGUUACAGGGCUAUGAUGGGGCUUUGUUAAAACAACACAGCAUUUUAAUUUGAUACAUCAUAAAUGCUGAUGUACACGUACACUGACAAGAUUGUUUUAAAUGUUUAUUUUAUAUAAAAAAGCAAAUGGACCUUAUUUAUUGUGUGUGCUGUCUUCUAUCUUUUGCUUUGCAGACAUUAGUCACUAACAUAGUCUUCUCUGUUCACCUCUGUAUUAGAAACAAUAAGGACAUUUCCAAAAAUGUGAGGUGGGCCUUUGGCGUUUUUAAAAAAUGUCUUUGGCUGUGUUGUGAGUCAGGUGAAGAGAGAGGGUGUUCCGCUACAGCAACAAACCUCACAUCCUAAGUUGGUUGUGUUAUGUUUAUUGUAUUUUAUUAAAAAUAAACCUUGUUUGUACCUUGUGAAUACCAUACAUGACAAGUUCAGUAAAUGUCUUCUGUUUACGGGUUGUGGUGGAUGCACAUUUGAAAAUAAUCAGCUAGAAUCUCAUCACAAGGUUCUUCCUGAGGCUUAAACGUGUGGCUGGUGUGAUGAUUGUAGUUGAUUGCACUUUGUUUUAUCAUUUUCUACAUUUUGUUCCUCACUGUGCUCUCCUCACUGAUGUGUAAAUAGCAAUUGUUUCUACAUAAAGUGGCCAUAAUAAAAUAAAUGCCAUAUUUUG